This is a messenger RNA of Plasmodium vivax (malaria parasite P. vivax), 741 nucleotides long. RefSeq lists its product as hypothetical. Lineage: Eukaryota; Apicomplexa; Aconoidasida; Haemosporida; Plasmodiidae. The record is from RefSeq and is a predicted model, not a curated record. Gene Ontology annotation, molecular function: protein binding. Bases 1 to 741 code for a protein of 246 amino acids. The transcript has 4 exons.
AUGGUCACUAAGUUGAUCAAGUUCAUUGUCCUGAGGCCCAGGGGGAUCCCCCAGAAUUUGGAACUGGAAGUGAAUUGCAGCGAAGUUAUAAAAAAUGUGAAGGAGAAAUUAUUUUGGGAAGACCUGAAAAAGGAGCUGAACGUUCGACUGAUCUACAUGGGGAAAAUCCUGGAUGAGAAGAAAAAGCUGGAGGAUUACUUAAGCCAUUAUUACAAGGAUUUAUUUUUGAAUGGCAAGCCCAGCUCGUCUGGAUACGAAAGUAGGAAGGACGGUUCUGGGGGGGCCAUUGGGAUGAGCAGAGACACGAAUGGGAAAAACGCUGCCGGCUGUUCCAAGGAGAGCUUCCUUAACAUCCCCAUUACGAUUCACGUGAAGAUCACAGAGAAGUCGACCUCCUCCAAGGGUGACCACCUGGACGGCAAGAACAUCAACACGACGCUGGCGCAACUGAGCCUGAUAAUGUUCGUCUCGCUUCUUUGGAUGUAUCGAUACAACUACGCAGAAGCAUUCCCCUUUUUCUCCUCCAUCGUGCUUUGCAUUUUCACCGUUUUGAUUGUGAGUCUUCUUUUUUACACUUAUAUAAUUUUACUUUUUCAAGUCUUGUUUAAGGUGAUGGCGGUAGCGUACCACCUGGUGAAGCAGAGCGCGUUGCGCGUGCUCACUUACAUCAACGAGAGGAAGGCCAAACUGUUUGUGAGGAGAGAAGCGAGGGGAGGAGGCGCUGCCGCUAAGGAGAAUUGA